Messenger RNA from Antrostomus carolinensis (chuck-will's-widow), 488 nucleotides. It is a transcript of the gene MRPL13, whose product is annotated as mitochondrial ribosomal protein L13. The record is from RefSeq and is a predicted model, not a curated record. The transcript is spliced from 5 exons. Lineage: Eukaryota; Metazoa; Chordata; Aves; Caprimulgiformes; Caprimulgidae. Gene Ontology annotation, molecular function: structural constituent of ribosome; mRNA binding. The coding region runs from base 42 to 488 and encodes 148 amino acids. Gene Ontology annotation, cellular component: ribosome; mitochondrial large ribosomal subunit. Gene Ontology annotation, biological process: negative regulation of translation; translation.
GGGCUACUUUUGCCAGAGCUUGGUACCUCCUUGAUGCGAAGAUGCAGCCACCAGGAAAAAUAGCAGCUGCGACUGUAGUCAGACUUGAAGGCAGGCAUAAGCCGAUUUAUCAUGCACUAAAUGACUGUGGAGAUCACGUUGUCAUAAUAAAUACGAGACAUAUUGCCUUCUCUGGUAACAAAUGGGAACAGAAAGUAUAUUCUUCACAUACUGGCUAUCCUGGUGGUUUCAAACAAGUGACAGCGACCCAGCUCCAUUUGAAGGAUCCAACUGCUAUUGUUAAACUGACUGUUUAUAGAAUGCUUCCAAAAAACCUUCAGAGAAGAACUCUGAUGCAGAGGCUGCACCUUUUCCCAGAAGAUGUUAUUCCAGAAGAUAUACAGAAGAAUCUUCUACAAGAGAUUCCUCAGCCACGUGCAGUCCCCAGGAGGUUAGAUGAAUAUACACCAGAAGAAAUUGCUGCCUUUCCAAAGGUUUGGACUCCGUAA